AUGCUCGAGCUACCGCCGUUUCUUGGUACGAUCCGCACGCUUCGCGAGCUCGCGACCCCGCGCUUCGACUGGACCGGUACCACCAAGCACCUCGGCGGUGGCAACAGCCUCGACGAACUCUACCUCUAUCUCUCGAUCGCUGCGACCAUGCUGCGCGCACGGCGGCCGCUCGAAGCCAAAAUCGACUUCCACUGGGACGAGGCGACGGCGCCGGCGCCAAAUAGCUGUGCGCUGCAUGGUAUGCUCAUCAACGACAUCUUUGUGCCGCUGGUCUCGGUCCUCCUACGCCAUCCGUCGACAACUGACGUCCGCUUUCACACGACCGACGACGAUGCGUCCAGCAAGGACAUCACCGCGACGCUGCAGCCAUACAUGGCGCUUGUGAGCGGCUUUGUCAAGAGCACGGUGGCGACGACCGAGCUCGUCUUUGCGACGCAGUGCCUGCUCGUCUCGAUCCUCGCGGUGCAGGGCCCUCCAAGCGACGCGAUCACGUGUGCGUCGGUCGCGGCGUCGAGCCUCAAAGCGCUCAAGGCCGCGUACCGGCACGUGCUCGUUGCCUUGCAACGGCCCGACACCCAGCCGCACAGGGUUGGCUGCAAGGCCAGGCCAACGCGCUGCGAUCCGAGUCCGCACGUGGUUUAA
Saprolegnia diclina VS20 is the source of this 642-nucleotide messenger RNA. RefSeq lists its product as hypothetical. The transcript has 3 exons. The record is from RefSeq and is a predicted model, not a curated record. Lineage: Eukaryota; Oomycota; Saprolegniomycetes; Saprolegniales; Saprolegniaceae. The coding region runs from base 1 to 642 and encodes 213 amino acids.